UGGCCACGGCGACCAUCUCCGGCGGUGCGUCCCCCACGCUUGGUACAGCCCAGCCUGUCUCCCCCUAAGCCGCGCGCCCGCGCCUCUCAGUCGGUGGAACCCCCAGCUCGCUCGGCCUGCACCAGCCAUGGUCCGUCCGCGCCGUGCCCCACACCGCUCCGGCGCUGGGGGCCCCCUCGGGGGUCGCGGCCGCCCCCUGCGGCACCUCACGGUGCGCGCCGCCCGCUCGCGCUCCUGGCCGGCCAGCCCCCGGGGCCCGCAGCCGCCGCGGAUCCGGGCUCGCUCGGCCCCUCCCAUGCAAGGUGCUCGGGUCUUCGGGGCCCUGGGUCCCAUCGGGCCCUCCUCGCCCGGGCUCGCCCUCGGGGGCCUGGCUGUGGGUGAGCACCGGCUCAGCAACAAGCUGCUGGCCUGGAGCGGCGUCCUCGAGUGGCAGGAGAAGCGCAGGCCCUACUCGGACUCCACGGCGAAGCUGAAGCGGGCCCUCCCCUGCCAGGCCUACGUGAACCAGGGCGAGAACCUGGAGACCGACCAGUGGCCGCAGAAGCUGAUCAUGCAGCUCAUCCCGCAGCAGCUGCUGACCACCCUGGGCCCCCUGUUCCGCAACUCCCAGCUGGCGCAGUUCCACUUCACCAACAGAGACUGCGACUCUCUCAAGGGCCUCUGCCGUGUCAUGGGCAACGGCUUUGCGGGCUGCAUGCUCUUCCCCCACAUCUCCCCCUGCGAGGUGCGCGUGCUCAUGCUCCUGUACUCGUCCAAGAAGAAGAUCUUCAUGGGCCUCAUCCCCUACGACCAGAGCGGCUUCGUCAAUGCCAUCCGGCAGGUCAUCACCACCCGCAAACAGGUGUGCCCUUGGGCCCGGCCGCCACACGUGUCUGAGGCUUUGAAGGGUGAGGGGGUCGAGGGGUCUGACAGGGUGGUUCCCGGCAGGAGGGGUGCCCAUGGGGAGCAGGGAGGCGGAUGGGCAGGCGGGCACACUCGUGGCAGGAGGGUGACCUCAAAUCCUGGCUCGCGCCUUACCAGCUGUUCAGUGACCCCUUCACCCAAAAGUGUCCCCGUUUGUGCGGCAAGUUACACAGCCGCCCAGUUCUUAGAGGCAGACCCUGUGAGCCAUGUCCCCCAGGCUGAUGGUGGGGGCUUGGCCCAGGGCACGGGGGGUGCUGUGAGGGGCAGGGCCCGCUCUGGGGAAUCCUCUGGGCCUGUGGGCAGACUGGAGGCCGGGCUGGGCCAGGCCGGGCCCUGGGGGCAGCAGGUAGAUAAGCUUGGGACUGACGGACUGGGGGCGUGGAGGGGUCUGGGCAGCGUUCUCUGGGGAACUCUUGGGGCACCAGCCCACCUGUCUCCUCCCCAGGCAGUGGGACCUGGUGGCGUCGCGGGCCCUGUCCAGAUGGUCAACAACAAGUUCCUGGCAUGGAGUGGAGUCAUGGAGUGGCAGGAGGUGAGCCCUGGGCGGGCCUGGGUGACCUCAGGACCAGGGCAUCCUCCCACUCCUGACGGCUCCCCUCUUCUUAUCCCCCAAAAGCCCAGGCCUGAGCCUAACAGUCGGUCUAAGAGGUGGCUGCCGUCGCACAUCUACGUGAACCAAGGGGAGAUCCUGAGGACCGAGCAGUGGCCGCGGAAGCUGUACAUGCAGCUCAUCCCGCAGCAGCUACUGACCACCCUGGUGCCGCUCUUCCGGAACUCCCGCCUGGUGCAGUUCCACUUCACCAAGGACCUGGAGACGCUGAAGAGCCUGUGCCGGAUCAUGGACAACGGCUUUGCCGGCUGCGUGCACUUUUCCUACAAGGCCUCGUGCGAGAUCCGCGUGCUCAUGCUCCUGUACUCCUCUGAGAAGAAGAUCUUCAUCGGCCUCAUCCCCCACGACCAGAGCAACUUCGUCAACGGCAUCCGGCGCGUCAUCGCCAAUCAGCAGCAGGUCCUGCAGCGGAACCUGGAGCAGGAGCAGCAGCAGCGUGGGAUGGGGGGGUAGGGGCCACCCCGCCGGGCUGGGCCUCUCCAGGAGCCACAGACGAGGCCCCGCCGAGACUGGUCAGAUGCUUCUGAGCAGAGGCCUGUGGGGACUGCAACUGCCCAGUGAGAUGGAGGACAGCGUCCUGAGAUAUCUCCAAGGACAGUCCCCACCCUUGUACGUUUCCCCAAUAAAACCUUUUAAAAGCC
Molecule: messenger RNA, 2154 nt
Organism: Delphinapterus leucas (beluga whale)
Lineage: Eukaryota; Metazoa; Chordata; Mammalia; Artiodactyla; Monodontidae
Gene: PTOV1
Product: PTOV1 extended AT-hook containing adaptor protein
Biological process (GO): positive regulation of transcription by RNA polymerase II
Cellular component (GO): mediator complex; transcription regulator complex
Source: RefSeq, a predicted model, not a curated record